UGUAGUUUAAGUUGCUGCCCAGUGCUCUGGUUGUUUUAUGAGCUGAUGUUCUGAACAGUGAACUGAUAGAGACACAUGAUGUGUUGUUUCUGUUGGGUCAGAUCACAGAAACCUUCCUGCUGAGUCCACAUGUUGAGCAGGUGAGUUUCUGCUCGGGGCUCUGAGUCCUUCCUGCUGUUGUUCCCUGACAUUCCAGAUGUGAGGAGGAACAAUCCUGCUCUCAGCAGGCAGGACCUUCUUUAAAGGGGCUGGCUCUUUUCACCAUCGGCCUCAGACAGGGAAUAUUUUCACUUCCUACUCACAGCCCAGGGCGCAACUGCUGCUAGCAGCAAAGAGGAAGCAGCACACACAGAACCACAGACAUGUCAGGGUUCUGUUCGGUCCGGUUCAGGGGGAUGAAGGUAGAAACGAGGGAAAACUGCUGAAACACGAGCCGCUUCAACCUCUGAGAUUAUGAGCUGCAGCUGAAAGAACUCUUCAGAAACAGCAUGCUCAGCUUCAGGCUCGYCUACAUUUUCUCAUAUAACUUGUUCCAGUUCUGUGGUCACACAUGGAUCCUGACCAACACCAUUGUGAGGUUUCUCAUGUUUGGUCAAGAUGCUUUAGCCGACACGUUUUACUCCAUCGGCUUUGUGAUGAGUCUCUGUCAGCUGCUCUCCAUUCUGGAGAUGUUUCAUAUCACAGACGGGAUUGAGAAAGCCAGACUUCUUCCUCGGUUUAUACAGGUGAUGGAGAAAAACUUUCUGCUGAUCGUGCUUAUCAUGUUAGAGGAGUUCCAAAGUGAACCGGUUGUGUGCGUGCAGUUCUUUUUAUGGAACAUACAAGACCUUCUACGCUACCCUCAUGAACUGCUGUGUGUUCUGGACAGACCGUCCACGGGCAUGCUGUGGACCCGCUACACUCUCUGGAUCCCSCUGUACAUCCUGUCAGUCGUCACUGAAGGUGUGACGUUUUACCAGGCGCUGCCCUACAUGGAGCAAACAGCCCCCCACUCUGUGGCCAUUCAGCCCCCCUCGCUACUGAUGCUCUACCUGCCUCUUCUGUCUCUGGGUAAGAAGGAAAAGUUGGACCUAAAAUAUUUCAACUUUACAAUCUGCCAUUAUCAAACACGUUUUCUUAUUAUUAUUGUCAGUGUGACGUUAUUACAGUGAUUGUUUUAGAUCUUAUUUUAACGAAAGGGUUUGUU
Molecule: messenger RNA, 1186 nt
Organism: Austrofundulus limnaeus
Lineage: Eukaryota; Metazoa; Chordata; Actinopteri; Cyprinodontiformes; Rivulidae
Gene: hacd4
Product: 3-hydroxyacyl-CoA dehydratase 4
Exons: 6
Coding region: 489-1151 (220 amino acids)
Biological process (GO): fatty acid elongation; very long-chain fatty acid biosynthetic process; sphingolipid biosynthetic process
Cellular component (GO): endoplasmic reticulum membrane
Molecular function (GO): 3-hydroxyacyl-CoA dehydratase activity
Source: RefSeq, a predicted model, not a curated record